ACUUCCUCGCAGCUGUUCUGUGAAUCUCUACUCGGUAUCCGUCAGGGAACCCAGAGGAGGAAGAGCAGCCGCUGCUUUCUGAGAACAGCUGCUGCUGAACAUAUAAACGGAGCCGGCCGGACCGGUCCGGCACCCUUCCAGAACCUCCGGAACCAUGAAGAUCCAGCUGAGCCUCUGCCUCCUGGCUCUCCUCUGCUCCCUGCGGUCCAGCUCUGCAGCUCCAGUCGGUCCGGGCGUGAUACGUGGUGCCUGUUGCCAAGGCAACGGCAACACGCCGAUUCCCAUAGGGAAAGUGAAGGAGAUGAAGAACUCUCCGAUUCACUGCAAAGUCAGAUCUGUCAUAGUCACCACUGAGAGCAACAAGAAGUUCUGCCUGGAUCCCACCUGGAGCUGGACCCAGACACUGAAGAAAGAGUUUGGGAAAGAAAAACGGCUCCGCUGAGAUCUAGAUCUGGGUCGGAACCGAGUCUGCUGGAGCGGGAAGAACCGUUCUGAUGUUUUAACGACACACUGGACGUGUCGCUGAUAGUUCUCCGUUUUUGCUGCUAAUUUAUGAUUUUAAUGAAGCUUUGGCUUCUUGUUUUUUGUUCGUUUGCUAGUUAAACAUGUUCAAUAUUUAUUUAGAAACAAAAUAUUGACCUUGCUAACAGAAUCUAUUUUUGUUCUGACAGGAUAGUAACUCAAACUAAUGCCGUUUAUUUUGAAUGUGUAACUUUACAAACAGGAACUAUUUUGUUUUACACAAAGUUCUCAACUAUAACUGAUCAUUUAUGGUUUUAGAGAAACUUUGGCUUCUUUUUGCUUCUACUUUCAGUUUGUCGGCUGAAAACAUGUUGCUGGAAAACUUUACUCACUCAUUUCACAAUAAAAGUUUGACUUUUCUA
Messenger RNA from Xiphophorus maculatus (southern platyfish), 884 nucleotides. Its product is annotated as eotaxin-like. Lineage: Eukaryota; Metazoa; Chordata; Actinopteri; Cyprinodontiformes; Poeciliidae. The coding region runs from base 155 to 442 and encodes 95 amino acids. The transcript has 3 exons. Gene Ontology annotation, biological process: immune response. Gene Ontology annotation, cellular component: extracellular region. The record is from RefSeq and is a predicted model, not a curated record. Gene Ontology annotation, molecular function: chemokine activity.